AUGCCUCACACAACAGAGGGCGCGUUUCCCAACGAUGGUGUGUUUUCAAGGCUGCUUGAACUUUGCAAAGAGAGGGAUGGAAUUAUUAUAGACGACCCGACGAUUGGCGUGCAAGCCACCUAUCAUCAACUUCUUACCGAUGUCGAACAGAUGCGAUUGAAGCUAGCGCGAAUUCUCAAAGAACAGGAUCAAUCCAUUGAAUCACUCAUUGAACAGAACUACCAUAUUGGUUACGUGGGACAUGCGAAUUAUGAGUAUGCCGUCGCUUCCUUCGCCACCCUGGCACUCGGAGGCGUGAUGAUUCCUCUUCCCUUGACUAUCGAAGAGCAAAGCUAUGCGAGGGUCUCAGAGAAAUGCGACCUCAGAUGCAUUUUGGCAGGCCGCGACUACAAACACCAAGCAGCCGCUUUUCAAAAAUGCGCCAACUCCAGUCUUUCAAGCCCGAUUGACGUGCUGUCUAUCAUUUUUAACACGUCGCAAAAUUCUCCGACGUCUUUCGGUAUUGAUGAAUCAUUCCAAAUUCCCGACACCCGGCCUGCUUGGGUCUAUUGGACUUCGGGAUCCACGGGCAUGCCCAAGGGAGCAAUUCACGAUCGCCGUCUGUUCACUACACUUCCAAAGCAGUUCGACCAAGUAACCAUCGCGCAUCGACCGGCAUUUUACAUAGCCGGAACAUGGGCUAUAAUUCAAUCUGUCUUUGUCGGGCGACAUGUCUCCGUGCUUCGAAUGAAUCCUGGCCCUGAUGUGCUCUGGGAGCGAAUUCGCCAAGGGGGCGUGACUACUGUUACGGCAACCGUUGCUUUCUACGACGCCCUUGCGAGGUACUUCCGGAGUCAUUUGGAGACCUCUCCAUUGAGGAAUGAAUACCUUGAAAGUUUGAGCAGUUUCAAAAUGGGCUUCAUUGGUGGAUCCAUGCCCGUGCCAUCAUUACUAAAGUAUUGGAGGGAUGUACUCGGUGCACCUUUGAGCAUCGCGUGGGGAAGUACCGAAAUUGGAGGAGUACUGACCACCGCGGAUCCCGAGGCAUCUAUUAAUCUAGAGAGAUGCAUAGGAAAGCUCCGGUCCUCAACACACACAAUCAAGCUUUCUGAAGGCGACCACGGAACUGUCUUGGUGGAAGGCAAUUCCACAUUCAAGGGUUAUCUCCAUAACCAGCCCCCAUAUCAUGAACUGGUUGACAAUGAAGGGUCCUUCAUAACGGGCGACACUGCUCAUCGAGAUGGCGACUAUUAUAUCUUCGAUGGCCGAACGUCCAGCGAUUUCAUCAAAGCUGUCGGUGGCCCCGUCCCGGUCGUAUACAUGGAGAAUACCAUAUCAAAGCUUCCAUACAUAGAGGAAGUCUACGUUCUUCCUGUAAUGGACAAGACCGUGGGCAGUAGGGUUGGCGUUCUCGCUCGAUGUUCCGGAAGCGAGCUCACUCUACGCCGUCUCCGCGAGGACCUUGUGAAGAUUGUUCCCGCGUUCAUGCUUCCCACGGCAUUGCGUACUCUGCGUACCGGGGAGGAGAUAGAGAGAAAUCAUUCCGAGAAGAUUGCGCGGAUACUUACCGUCGAAAAGUUCUUCGGUGUUCAUUCAGGCGCGGAACUGUGGGAUUUGAGGUUUUAA
Molecule: messenger RNA, 1605 nt
Organism: Aspergillus affinis
Lineage: Eukaryota; Fungi; Ascomycota; Eurotiomycetes; Eurotiales; Aspergillaceae
Product: acetyl-CoA synthetase-like protein
Exons: 5
Coding region: 1-1605 (534 amino acids)
Biological process (GO): fatty acid metabolic process
Molecular function (GO): medium-chain fatty acid-CoA ligase activity
Source: RefSeq, a predicted model, not a curated record